This is a messenger RNA of Brienomyrus brachyistius, 4207 nucleotides long. Its product is annotated as myelin-associated glycoprotein-like. The record is from RefSeq and is a predicted model, not a curated record. The coding region runs from base 350 to 1684 and encodes 444 amino acids. NCBI's taxonomy places the organism in Eukaryota, Metazoa, Chordata, Actinopteri, Osteoglossiformes, Mormyridae. The transcript has 8 exons.
UUCUAUUAGAAUUAUACGGUACUCUAAUACAAUAAAAUGGUCUCGAGUUUCAUAGGGCAGUUGGUUGACAAUUAACUCGAAAAGUUAUAAUUCUAGUUCGUUAAUACUCACGAAGUUCUGUAGUUUUGUGCUUCUUCUUAAAACUCUUAUUAAAAUAGUCAGUGAUACUACAAUUAAUGAAUGCAGAACUGCAGUUUCCUGUCAGCCCCGUGUCUAAAAAAAGCUUACUUGUCAUCGAGUCAGCAGUCGACAACUGUAAGGGACACACGUACUACAUUUAUGCCUAUUAUUCACCUUUUAUGAAGGAUGUUUUCAGAACCCAUACGCUGAUCGGCGUAGAUAUUAAAACAUGGGGGUAAAUCUUCGACUUCUACUCCUCUGCUUUUUGCUUUCCGGUGUCCGGUGCGCUGACUGGUCUCUCUGGGUGCCCCCUCACUUGGAUGCCCUGGAGGACUCCUGCCUGCUCAUCCCUUGCAUUUUUGAUUUUCCUGAUAAUUACAUUGGACAGCUGAGGAAACCGGCAGGCGGGGUGUGGAGGAAAGGCUCGCAGUGGUUCGUAGGCAGCGUCGAUGUGUUCAACUCCUCCAGCAGCCGCAACUUGCUUCGCGGCGAGAUUAUCGGAGACCUAUUGCAGAAGAACUGCACCACCAUCCUCGACGGACUCCAGCAGAAUUACACCGACAAGUAUUACUUCAGAAUUGAAAGUGGAUUUAUGAUGACUCUCCCAACGGAAAUGCGGAUACAGAUUACAGACACUCCACCCAAACCAUGGCUGUCCCUGGUGUCGGCGGAGGCCGUGAUGGAGGGCACCCUUCUCAAUCUGUCCUGCAUGGCUCCGGCCCCCUGUCCCCGCCUGCCUCCUGAUUUAAUAUGGACGCCGCUCUUGGGAGACGCCCGCAGAGCGCUGGUGACGAACAAGGACGGCACCUUGACUGCAACCUCAUCGCUGGAAUUUAGGGCGUCGCACCUCCAUCAUGGGGUGAACAUCUCGUGUACCGCUGCGUACGCCCGGGAGACGAACGGCAGCCACAUCGCCACCACGCAGAGUCCCCCUCUCACGGUUUUCUACUCCCCAAGAAACACGAACGCCACCAUCAGUGCACCCAACCCACUGACAGAAGGCGACCUGGUGACCUUGGUCUGCACCAGCGACGGCAACCCGCCCGUGGAGAGCUACGCCUGGUUCUGCCAGCAGGGAGACGGGGCUGAACUUCUCGGCUUUGGGCAGGACUUCGUCUUUAAUGUGACACCUGCCCACACUGGUCUGUACCUCUGCCAGGCUCAGAACGCCCACGGCAGUCAGAACUCUUCGGAGAUCCAGCUCUGGGUGAAAGGGGAGGAGACAACCAUUAUAGGUCUGUGGCCUGCUGGACUGGUAGCACUGCUGUUGGUCCUGCUGUUGCCCGGACUAGCCCUCUGUCUCUACAGACAUAGAAGAUCCAGGGAGUCAUCAAGCUCUGUAGAUAUGAAGGACCAAAAAGAGAAACACUCACAAGUUUAUGUUAACAUGCAAAGCAGUGUUCACUCAAACGCGUACCUUUCUAGCAUGAACCAGUCAAGACAAGCCAAGGAUGAAGAAAUCUAUGAAAAUUCAAUAAGGUUUCCUGACCAAUCAGAAGAUGACAUUGACAAUAUCUAUGCCAAUUCUUUUGCAGUUGACAGCUUAUCAACCCACUGUAGUUAGUCCCCUGUUGUGGAGAUGACAGCUCUGGUUGCAGCAGAACACCUUGAUAGUGACACUUUCCCGAGGCAGUAAUGUAGUACAGACAUGCGUCACAUAAUGACGUUUUGGUCAAUGACAGACCACAUACACAACAGUGCUCCCAUAAGAAUAUAAUGGCGCAAAAACAUCCCUGUCCCCUAUGAUGUCAUAGCACGAUGCAGUACUCAUGUGUGAUUAUGGUGUAAACAAACCUACUGCGUUGCCCGUCUUGUAAAAGUAUACCAUAUACAUUUAUGUACAGUACAAAAUACUUGUUAAUGAUAAACAAAUAUGUUACUGUUUUAUGUAUUUCUAUAAAAUACAUAUGUGCAAUGUCAUCCUUAAUUAGGCUAUAGCAUUUAGCCUAUAGGUGUGUAGUAGGCUAUACCAUCUAGGUUUGUGUAAGUACACUCCAUGAUGUUUGCACAAUGUCGAAAUUGCCUAAUGACGCAUUUCUCAGAAUUUAUCCCUGUUGUUUAGCGACGUGUGACUAUAAUGGGUUAGUGUUAUUACUACUACUAGCCUGCGAAAAGGAAACUCACCCUGUAGUGUUCUUGUCCAUGCUGACCUGCGCCUGUUACAUCCGCUAAAUGAUUUCUUUAAGUGUUGUUUCUGUUUGCUACACAGAAACUAGAUAAAGGGGCAUUUGCAGCCUUAGCUUCCCUGAAACCAAGUGUACAGCUGAAUGUAAUGUUCUGACUCAACCUUUUCUAUUCUCAGACAUACUUCUGUUUUCAGAGGGCAUUUGUUAAAGUGUCAAAGUCAACGAGACGGGGACAAAGAACAUUUUAAAACAUUUUAAAAUAAUACAAUCCUAAAUGUGUGUAAUCUAAACAUUGUAUAUAUUUUUUAAAUACUCUUUGUGUGGAACAAAGUUAAAUGAAAUUCGGGGAUCCCAGGUGAACUUUUAGUGAUAUAUAUGAAAAAGCAUACUAUGAAUAAUGUACAGUCCUGUGAUGGACUGGUGUCCCAUUCAUAGUGUACCCCCGCAUUGAAGGAUAGGCUCCAGGCCCCCAGUUACCCUGGCCAGGAUAGACACUUUGAGGAUGGAUGGAUGGAUGGAUGGAUGGAUGGAUGGGACACAACACAGAGCUAAUAUAAACAAAGUGUCCAUUUUCAGUGAUUUUUUUUUUUUGUUCCCAAUGUCAGAAGAAACAGUCACAAUGGUCUGAAGACACACCCUUGUAUUCAGUAUGGCGUUUUCUUUUUUAUUCUUGAACACGUGAAUAGUUUACCGUUUAUUCAGUUAUAUUAAUAUUUAUAUACUUUAACGUGCAGUACCGUAAAUGACACGCUUAUGGGAUCCUCUUCAUUAGUGCUUUGCUGCCCCCUGCUGGUUCAAUGUACCCUCAUGUCUUCAUUCUGUUUAUUUACAGAAAGUACACCAGGCAGUCGUAUUGAUGCAAUGUUGCUUUUUGGUAAUCAAUCAAAAAGUUUUAUUAAAAACAGUGUUUUGUCAUGUUUUAUUUAAACAUUGGUCCUUUGCUGUACGUUGCUGGUGUGUCCUAUUCAAGGUAGCAGGGGGUCUAUCCCGAAGGCUACGGACGUCGACAGGGAACAACCCAGGAUGGGGUGCCAACCCAUUGCAGGGCACAUUCACACACUUGUCACUCACAUAUGCACACCUACGGGCAAUUUGGUAACUCAAAAUAACCUCAGCAUGUUUUUUUAUGGGGCGGCAUGGUGGUGCGGUGGUUAGCACUGCUGCCUCACACCUCUGGGACCUGGGUUUGAGUCUCCGCCUGGGUUACAUGUGUGUGGAGUUUGCAUGUUCUUCCCAUGUCUUCGUGGGGUUUCCUCUGGGUACUCCGGUUUCCCCCCACAGUCCAAAAACAUGCUGAGGCUAAUUGGAGUUACUAAAUUGCCCGUAAGUGUGCAUGUGUGAGUGAAUGGUGUGUGAAUGUGCCCUGUGAUGGGCUGGCCCCCCAUCCUGGGUUGUUCCCAGCCUCGUGCCCAUUGCUUCCGGGAUAGGCUCCAGACCCCCCGUGACCCAGUAGGAUGAGCGGUUUGGAAAAUGGAUGGAUGUUUUGUCAUGUUUUAUUUAAUUAUGAAAGUACAAAUGAAUCAUAUUAAAGAGCUUAUUAAUCCUAAAACAAUGGUCUAUUGUAUGCUGGUCAUUGUUACCAUUUAAUAUAUCCAUGCUUAAUUUGAUUUUGAAACUUUUUGCAAUUUCUGUAUUCAUUUUCCUGGAGUUAGUGUUGAGUAAGCAGAGCAGUAAAAUAACUGGUUAUGCUAACUGCAGUGAGACCUGUCUGAUAGGGCCCUUCUCAUUCUGUCUAGCCAUAUAAAUGCAGAGUGGUUGAUCUGCAGUGUAGGAUUGUUUGCUGGGAACCUGUACAGCCAGUGCUUUGUACCACUCAUGGCUUCUUCUUUACAAGCACUUUGCUGCCACCUGCUGCUUAAAUCCAGCCCUUUGUCUUUCAUUCGGUUCAACUUUGAGCUGGCUGUCUUACCACAGCAGUACAAAUGUUUAAGAAUGAGAAUAAAAAUUGAAUAAGAAUAAAA